Molecule: messenger RNA, 1987 nt
Organism: Varroa destructor (honeybee mite)
Lineage: Eukaryota; Metazoa; Arthropoda; Arachnida; Mesostigmata; Varroidae
Gene: Ate1
Product: arginyltransferase 1
Biological process (GO): protein arginylation
Cellular component (GO): cytoplasm
Molecular function (GO): arginyl-tRNA--protein transferase activity
Source: RefSeq, a predicted model, not a curated record
GAAUAUUUUAUGUCUGACUGUGUUACUUUUAGCAAACUUUACUAAUUGUGUUUUAAUUAUUCACUCUGAAUACUUUGUAAUUUGCAGAGUAGAUAGUCCAGUUUUAGUCUUAUGUUUCUAAUCUGUGUUUUGUGGUGUUAGUAAUUCGGUUCUCAUAUGAAUUAUUGUAUACGAGCAAUGUCCGGAAUAGUUCAGUAUUUCGCCGGUGAAGAUGAUAACGGGCACCGAUGUGGAUACUGCCGUGGAUCUGUUUCAAAUUUCAACAAAGGUAUGUGGGCGUACGUUCUUACACCGCAGCACUACCAAGACCUUAUCGAUCGUGGUUGGAGACGAUCUGGGAAAUACUGCUAUAAGCCCUGUAUGAAAAAGACUUGUUGCCCUCAGUACACAAUCAGGUGCGACGCGUUAUCGUUCAAGCCAACAAAAUCACAAAAGAAAGUGAUUAAAAAAAUGCAUCGCUUUCUGAUGAAUGGGCGACAAGACACAGGAAAAAACGUCGGUGAUGCAAACGAAGCUUUUGAAGGUUCUCGCGUGUCCGGCGGAGAUCCGAAAGGUGACACUGAUAAUGCUCAAUUUGAUGGUGACUACAGGGAUUUGGAAGAACCCCAAAUGAGCGGACGGGGUGUCGGUAGAAUCAACGACAAAAUAAAAUACGACACGGAAAUCAUUGAUAGUCGUAUGGCAGAUCGGAUGGAAGAGUCGAAACAAAGUCGGCCCGUUUGUUUAUCUCAACCAGAGAUAAAUACAGGAAAUAUGUCGAAAACACCUAGCAGGCGAGGUCCGAGUCUAAAGAAAAAGGACCUACGAAGGCAGAAGAGGGCUGAAAAGCGGAAGGCGGGUGAUCCCUCUACUAACGUAGAAAGCUCGCAACCCAAAAAUCGUGAAAAGACGCUCGAUGAAUGGCUGACGUUACCACAUGGCAAACAUAAACUGGAAAUUCGCCUGGUACGAACAGCUCCAUACAGCCAAGAGGCGAAGACUUCAGAUGAGGCUAGUCAUCUCGUUUACACUCUUUAUCAGAUGAAGGUCCACGAUUCCACUCAAGAAAAAUGCCGAAAGUCGGACUGGAAGCAAUUUCUUAUCGACAGCCCCCUAUUACCGGGUGCAAAUCAUCUGCUGGGUUCGUUUCAUCAACAGUAUUGGCUGGAUGGGCGUUUGAUCGCUGUCGGGAUUUUGGAUCUUCUUCCAUCAUGUGUUUCGUCAGUUUACUUUUAUUAUGAUCCAGAGUUUUCGUUUCUCUCGUUGGGUACAUUUUCAUCGCUAUGUGAAAUCAAGCUAACGCGUGAUUUGAAUCAGACGCUACCGACACUCAGAUAUUACUACAUGGGGUUCUAUAUUCACAGUUGUCCCAAAAUGCGCUACAAGGGGAGGUUACCCAAUUCUGACCUGUUAUGCCCUGAAACAUAUACAUGGCAUCCGAUUGCUCGCUGUCUUCCUAUGCUGGAAACAAGCAAGUACGCGAGAUUCGAACCAAAUAAGACUCUGAGAGACCCGUUAAUCCCAUCUUCGAUAACGCAGACUUCUAUACUUUACGAACAAACCGGGAUGACUGUAACCGAGUAUUUUAAGCGCAAAAAAGUUAGUCAUCGCGAACAUCAGCAGAUCAAAGAGUACUGCGAGCUCGUAGGGUCAAAGUUAAUGAAAGAACUUUACCUUCUUCGAUUACCUACGGACUAGAUAUAUUAUGCAUUUUAAGAAUUAUCGAAAUUUUCAAGUCCUACACUUGUGCACUGGGAUGUAGUCAGCAGUUAAAAAGAUUUUCGGUCAUUGGACGACCAUCGGCCUAUAUUGCCUCAUCGCUUCAGGCUUUGGAGUCGCUUGGACGUCACCGCCAUGGAAACCGUGAGAUGGGCGCGUGAAACGGAUUAAUAGUUAACUACGGACUAUAUAAUAAGCUAGGAUUGGAUAUUAGGCUACGCCUAUUUGCGGGUGGUUACACCGUAAGCUACUCCAGUUAUUAGCUUAUACAAUAAAUUCAAAAAUGUUA